UAUACUUUCUACUUUCUAACCUCACUUUAUUAAACUCUUGUCAAGUCAAAACGUAACGUGUAUUUGUAAUUUGAUAUUUUUUAAAUAUGCCGGCACAAACAGGAUCUGAAGAUGAUGAUUUGAACGACUACAAUCCUUCAGACUCUGAAGAUGAUUACGACGAGACAGAGAAGGCACUCUUGAAGAAAGUUAGGAACCGAAAAGAGGAACACUCUGAUAGUGAGGAUGAAGUAUUUAAUGUUGGGCCAGAUGACGACGAUGAUGAAGAUGAUGAGAAAAGUGAUUUGGCAGUGAGCGAUAUUGAAGGCCAAGACAGUGAUGAAGGGUUGCCAGAUGUACGAGCUUGGGGUAAAGAAAAAAGGAAAUAUUAUUCUACUGAUUAUGUGGAUCCAGAUUAUGGAGGUUUUCAAGGAAAGGAUGCGUAUUUAGCAGAAUUGGAGGAGGAGGAAGCAAGAAAUUUGCAAAAACAGUUAGCCCAGCAACUCGAUGAUGACGAUUUUUCUUUGGAAGUUUUCACUGAGAAAACUAUAGAAGAUAAUGUGCAAGUGGAAGAAGUUAUUAAAACAGAUAUUUCAAAAUUAUCAAAAAGGCAGAAGUUACAGAUUCUGCAGAAAGAAUCUCCAGAAUUUUUUGGACUUGUUGAAGACUUCAAAGGAAAAUUGCUGGUAGUCAAGGAUUAUCUAAGUCCAUUGUUAAGGAAACAUAAAUCAAAACAAAUUCCAAACUGCAAAGCUGUUGAUUUUGUUCAAACUCAAUAUGAAUUAAUCUUAAAUUACUGUGUAAAUAUUUACAUGUACCUACUUUUAAAAGCAUCAAAGAUGAAUGUGCAAAAGCAUCCUAUUAUAAAACGGUUGUAUCAAUAUCGGCAGCUUCUUUCUCAACUUGAACCAGUUUUUGAGGAAAUCAUAAAGCCACAGAUAGAAAUAAUGCUAAAGGAAAUGCAAGCUGAAGAAGACAGUAUUGAGAGGGAGACUGAGAGGAAGAAAACAUUAAAAUUUUUGGCGAACUUAAGUAAAAAGGAAGAAAGUAAGAAAAAGCGUGCUGUGUUUGAUGAAGAAAAGCAACCGAAUAAAAAAAUUAAAACUGUAGAUGGCACCACUGAAGAAAAAAUGCUGAUCGAUGAAGAUCAGGCGAAUUCUUCAGGAGACGAAGAAAAAGAAGAAAACGAAACAGAACAACAAAACGAAGAAGAUGUUGAGAAACGUGCCAUCACAUACAAAAUGUCCAAAAAUAAAGGCCUUACCCCCCACAGGAAAAAAGAGCAGAGAAAUCCACGUGUCAAGCACAAACUUAAGUACAGGAAAGCGCUAAUUCGCCGAAAGGGCGCUGUGCGGGAGCCUAGGAAGGAGCUUUCAAGGUACAGUGGCGAAAUAUCUGGCAUCAAAUCUACGGUUUCAAAAAGCAUCAAAAUCAAGACAUGAAUUAAGUUUUGGUGUAAUUAAAAAAAAAACAUUUUUUCAUAAGUUUAUUGUAUAAAUCUUUAUAUACAAGUGUGGUCACAUAUAUAAUAAAAUUUGAUAUAUUACCGCUAUAAAUGAUAGUAAAUAUCAACUAUAUAUAAAAAAUCACUAUAACAUUAUAAUAAUUACAAUAUAGCUACCAAGUAUGGCUUUAAUAUAAAAAAAUAAACAUUGAUAUGGCAAAAGAGGAAAUAAAUAGCAUCUAAGGUAAAAAUAAGAAGUAAUACUAAUUAGAGACUAGAAAGUAUAACUAAUAAAUAUAUGGAAGAAAAAAACAAUCAAUUGGUUUUUGUUUCAUGAGUACUUUU
Molecule: messenger RNA, 1768 nt
Organism: Anoplophora glabripennis (Asian longhorned beetle)
Lineage: Eukaryota; Metazoa; Arthropoda; Insecta; Coleoptera; Cerambycidae
Gene: Sas10
Product: something about silencing protein 10
Exons: 9
Coding region: 87-1421 (444 amino acids)
Biological process (GO): maturation of SSU-rRNA from tricistronic rRNA transcript (SSU-rRNA, 5.8S rRNA, LSU-rRNA)
Cellular component (GO): nucleolus; small-subunit processome
Source: RefSeq, a predicted model, not a curated record